AGGAAUUCCCAAACAAAACAAAACGAAAAGAUAGUCGAAACCGAUCGAAACAGAACAGAAAGAAAGCGAACGUGCGAGAGACGACGGCGAGCGGAGGAGGAAGAGCUUCUUGCAUCCACAUUUCUUCUUUAGGUUAACCUUAAAUAAUUAAAAUGGAUAGAAACGAGAGAGUUAAAUCCACUAAGAAGUUCAGUUGCUCUGAUUCAGACUCAAAUAGUACUCAGAGUUGUAAACUGAUUUCAAAGCCAUUUCUCCCUGAAGACGUAAUGUUUAAUGUCCUUACUUUAGUUUCCAUAAAUUGCUUGAUUAACUCUGGAAGAUAUGUUUGUAAAACUUGGGCUGCCACUAUUAGAAGCUUCGGUUUUGCUGAAGCACAUGAACGCCGUGCAAGUUCCAAACAUGGUCUGUACGUGGAAAGUUUGGCGACAGGAAUUAGUUCCUAUUUCUUGGAAUUUAAAAAUGAUGACAUGAAUGGUGAAAUUCAAAGAUUUGAUCUGGGAACACCUCAAGGAAUGGGAGAUAUAAUUGCUAGUUGUGAUGGCAUAUUGCUUUUAUCAAAUAUUUCUAGGCAAGUAUUUGCGGUGAACCCCAUUAUCAAGUGUUGGCUUAGAAUUCCUUCUUUUCCCAGUUCUCUGCAACUUGAACAGAUGAACAUUAGGUGCCAAUGUACUAUAGCACAUGUUCCUCUCACUUCUGAAUUCAAGGCGUUUCUUGUGGAUGUACUUGAGAUUUCGGGUUCUGCUUGGUUUGUUUUUUAUGUGCUGAGAAUUGGAAUAGAUAACUCAUGGAAAGAGAUAGCUAGAAGAGAAGCUCCACUUAACCACUAUUUUUUUUGGGAACCAAUAUAUAGUGGAGCUAAUGAUCUUUACUGGAUAACAAUUGAUGAGGUGAUUGUGAUCGACGUUGACAAGGAAAUUAUUGUACGUGGAUAUCCACUUCCCGAUGAGUCAAUGCUUGAUGGCUCGCUUCCAGUGUAUUUAUGGAUGGAAAAUCGCCUUUCUUGCAUUGCCUAUAAAGAUUUGUCUCAAUCAUAUAAAAUCUUUAUUUUUGAUUUUGAUUCAGAAAAAUGGUGCCUUUAUCAUGAGAUUGGACCUUUUGAUUAUGUUGCUGCUUGUGCUCAAUCGCUUCAUGUUUUGUUCGUGACAUUCCGAUUGUGGAUCAACUAUCAAAUUAUCUUUCAGGUAGCAAUUAAUCAAAGCCCAAUUGGAAAUAUACCUCCCAGCCCAAAAAGCAUGCAUCUUGGUUACAAUAUCAAAACCAGACAACUCAUGAAAAUUGAGGGCAUUGAUGAAGGCAAUGUUGAGGUAUGGCUUCAUAGAAACAGUCUAGUUUCAUUGCCAUGAACUCCGAGAUAGUUAUGAUCUUCUUCAACUCUUCCAAAUGGUCGAUUAUAGCGUGUCACACCGUUUCUUGAAAACUAAUCAACCUAUCAGGACGAGAAAAGUCAUUAUGGACCCAUGUGGAUACUCGAGGUCAGGUGACGACAUUUUGAUCAUAAUUUGGUUUUAGUAUUUAUGAGAUGUUUGGAAAUGGGGUUAUGCUUUUUUCGUUCCUCUAUUUUCUCCAUCAUUUUAUGUUUGUAUUCUUUCCUUUUGUUGUUUAAUCUGUUGUGGAUUAAACAAUUGGAUUUUCUGCACAUGACCUGAAAUUGGUAUGAACUAUAUUCAUGAGUUUGUAAUUGCCUAACAUUAGUAGAUUUUUCUCAAUUUGUAUUCAAGGUCUGAUUUGACUAUUAUGCCAUUGUCUAAGUCAUGCUGCUUAUAGAUUUUUUAAUGGUAUAAUUGUAUAGAAACUAAAGAAUGAUAUGUAUGGUGCAAAUGUAUAAAGAUUAAAGUCUUCAUUCCUUGAACUUUUGACUCAUUGAACUUUCUUUAGAUGAAUCAUGAAAAGUAUUGUUCCAUUGAAAUCUGCAAUUUAUGUUAUAAAGGCAUUUUCAGGUGCUGUAAUUAUCAGCAAAAUGCUCUGGAGUCUGGAGUAAUUAAAAUCAACAGACAGUGCUAUCUGUUAUGUUCAUCUUGUUUGAUUAUUUUCAAAGCCAAGUAGUUACACAAUGAAUAUGAGAGAGGACAGAGACACUCCAUUAUAUUAUCCUCCCUUCUAUUUUUAAAACAAUUUUUUUUUGUUUAUGAACUAGAUAUUUAUGAUUGGAUUUGAAUUAAAAAAAUUCUAGUUAUUUUAGAAGAUAAUUAUGUAUCUCAUUCAAGUGUUCUUAAGUUUUUUCUAAAAUAAAGUCACUUUAAUAAUAGUAAUAAUCUAAGAACACUCAACAAAUCAAACAAUUAGUUAUAAAUAUUUUUUAAUGCUAAAAAGUACUUGCAAAAUAAAGUGAUCAAUCAAAAGAGACUAAUCUUUGACACCAAUUGAAGGGAUUCAAAAACACCCAAAAAAAAAAUAAUGUUUGAAUUGUG
Messenger RNA from Vicia villosa (hairy vetch), 2408 nucleotides. RefSeq lists its product as uncharacterized. Gene Ontology annotation, molecular function: ubiquitin-protein transferase activity. The transcript has 2 exons. Gene Ontology annotation, biological process: SCF-dependent proteasomal ubiquitin-dependent protein catabolic process. NCBI's taxonomy places the organism in Eukaryota, Viridiplantae, Streptophyta, Magnoliopsida, Fabales, Fabaceae. The coding region runs from base 153 to 1343 and encodes 396 amino acids. The record is from RefSeq and is a predicted model, not a curated record.